AUGGACUACUCUCACUAUUCAGCCUCGACAUUGGCCGUCCACGGCGACGACCCGCUCAACGACUCCACGGAUGUCGCGCCUGCUAUGCAUGUCUCGACCACCUACCGCUAUCCCGAGGACCCUGAUAAGCUAGUGCCCUUCAGCAUGGACGAUGUGGUAUGUUGCCGUCGCAUACGGAAGAGCCAUUUCUCAGCCGCUGACCAAGUUGUANNGAUGGCCGGUCGUGACCCGUUGAAGCCAGGAAGCGGCGCCGAUCCUCUCAUCUAUAGCCGCGAAGCCGCUCCCAACACCUCUCGUCUCGAAACCAUCCUUUCGCACCUUCUCAAGGGUCCUGCGUUGACCUACAGCUCCGGUCUUGCCGCUUUCCAUGCACUUCUUGUCGCCCUGAACCCCAAAGUUGUCGCUAUUGGCGAUGGUUAUCACGGCUGCCACGGCGUGCUCAAGAUCUUUCAAAAGCUCACGCACUGCAAGAUUGUCGACGUACACAACCCGGAUACUUGGAAAGGCUUGGGUGAAGGCGACGUGGUACACUUGGAGACUCCGCUGAACCCUACUGGCGAGGCAUACGAGAUUGAAAAAUAUGCCAAAUGGGCACAUGAGAGAGGUGCUGUCUUGACAGUCGAUGCUACUUUUGCGCCACCACCACUUAUGGACCCUUUCGCUUGCGGUGCAGACUUCGUCAUGCACAGUGGAACCAAGUACUUCGGAGGCCACAGCGACAUGCUCUGCGGUGUCGUUGCCAUCAACCCUGCUCGUCCCAGUGCAACCAAAGAGUACUGGGGCAUGUGGGACGAACGCGUAUGCCUGGGUGCCGUUAUGGGCAGUCUCGAAGGCUGGCUUGGUGUUCGCAGCAUUCGCACGCUCGAGCUCCGCGUCCAACGUCAAUCCGAGACGACCACAGCUCUGGUCCAAUGGCUCGCGUCUCUUCAAGCUGGUGAGGGUCCUAAAGAAGAAGUCGCCAUUGUCCAAAAGGCUCUUUCGCGCGUCCAACACGCAAGUUUGCAAAAAGACGAUAUGCAUUGGUUGAAGAAGCAAAUGCCUGGAGGCUACAACCCCGUGUUUGCUAUCUGGAUGGCUGAGGAAAAGCUUGCCAGGUGUUUGCCCAGCAAGCUUAGUCUCUUCCACCAUGCCACCAGUCUCGGUGGCGUAGAGAGUUUGAUCGAGUGGCGUCGUAUGAGCGACGCAAAGAUUGACCCGAGAGUACUUAGAGUCAGUAUCGGUGUAGAAAAUGUAGAAGAUUUGAAGAAGGAUCUUCUUUCAGCAUUCAAGGCUGUCUUGAAUGAUGCUUGA
Aureobasidium vineae is the source of this 1290-nucleotide messenger RNA. Lineage: Eukaryota; Fungi; Ascomycota; Dothideomycetes; Dothideales; Saccotheciaceae. The record is from the annotation of a GenBank genome assembly.